AUGAGCCCCACACGAGAGCACUUCUAUUACAAGACUCGACAUGUCAACGACGCUCAACUGUUGGGACAACCCCGGCGGCGGCUCCAGGCCCACCCCCAUCUUCAUCGACAGGGCUCCAUCAGUGACAAACGCCCGCACCCCUUCGUCAUCAUCGCCGUCAGGGGCGGCGAGAAACAGUAUUUGACGAGCGCGCACGUCGACCGGUCUUGGGCGGGCGCCGAGCUGCGCCUACGCGAUGAGCUCCGGGACCAUGAGCCUGGCGACCCGACCGGCCGCCUGGUGGCUUCACCGGGGCGGCGCUGCCAGAUCGUCAACGCGUGGCAGCCGAUCCGGGUUGUGAAGGGGGGACUACAUCGCCGUGGCCGACUGCAGCUCGGUGCCCGACUCGGGCCUGGUGGCGGCCAACAUGACCGAUGGCAGCCCGGCCCAUCGUACUACAAGGGUGCCAUGCCCCCGCUGGAAGUCUUCCUUAUCAAGUACUUCGACUCAGACGAAUCGGAGGGCCUGGCCCGGCAUGCCCUGUGCUCGGCGUUUGAGAGCCCCGCGUUCGUGGGGGACGAGUCUCGGCAGAGCAUCGUGCUCAGGUGCCCGGUGUUUUGCGCUUAG
Gaeumannomyces tritici R3-111a-1 is the source of this 606-nucleotide messenger RNA. RefSeq lists its product as hypothetical. The coding region runs from base 1 to 606 and encodes 201 amino acids. The transcript is spliced from 2 exons. Lineage: Eukaryota; Fungi; Ascomycota; Sordariomycetes; Magnaporthales; Magnaporthaceae. Gene Ontology annotation, molecular function: oxidoreductase activity. The record is from RefSeq and is a predicted model, not a curated record.